Salvia miltiorrhiza (redroot sage) is the source of this 5366-nucleotide messenger RNA. Its product is annotated as ABC transporter C family member 3-like. Gene Ontology annotation, biological process: transmembrane transport. The record is from RefSeq and is a predicted model, not a curated record. Bases 673 to 5151 code for a protein of 1492 amino acids. The transcript has 11 exons. NCBI's taxonomy places the organism in Eukaryota, Viridiplantae, Streptophyta, Magnoliopsida, Lamiales, Lamiaceae. Gene Ontology annotation, molecular function: ABC-type transporter activity; ATP hydrolysis activity; ATP binding. Gene Ontology annotation, cellular component: vacuolar membrane; plant-type vacuole.
UCUCUCUCGACACACACAAAACCUUCUUCCCGGCAUCACUAGAAAUCUGGCUGCUCAACUCUCUCUCCCUCUAAAAUCAAAAAUCCCCAAUUUGUUGCCGUCUCUUUCACCGGCGAGGGACGGAUCAGCAGACCACUGCCACGGUCAUGACCGCUGUGGCCAAUUUAUUUUUCAGUUCUUAUUCUCACACACUUGCGCUAUUUUGCUCUCAGACACCAGCCAGUUAGCCACCAAAUUCCUAGUCGCCUCACAAAUUAAAAGUACAUAAAGCUGUUUCUAAUAAAGUGGUAAACAAAAAACAGGAAUUGAAAGAACCAACCGACUGUAUUAAAAAAAGCGGGCCGGUUUGGUUCAUUUUUGAAGAAACCAGUUGGUUUUGUGAAGGGACACAUGUGUAGUAAUCGUAGCGAUAAGCGUGGAAAGCUGGGUGUGUGCAUACUCCCCUUUCCUGACCUUUUUUCCACUGACCACCGAGUAGAGGUUCAUUCAAAGAUACUAAUACAGAAUAUUGAACUACAGUACUGUAUGUCGGCUCCUUUUCCACUGCUUAUCUCCAUCUCGUCUUUUUCUUCUUCUUCAACACUACUAUAAUAAGACCCACAAACCACAGUCAACUACUGCCCUACUCCAGAACCAGAAACAUUCUCACCUUCAUCGUAUUUCUUGACGGGUAUGUUCGUUUUUUCUUUGUACCUUUUCUCCUUUGAAGGCAUGGGAGCUGAUUUUCUGCUUAAUCCGGCUUUCUUGCGUUUCUUCACGGCCUCUCUGCACCUGCUUAUGUUGGUUCUCCUUUUUACUUCAUGGCUCUACCAAAAACUCAAGGGCAGUCGGGAUGAUCAAAACCACAAACACACCAUUGGAUAUCACCGUCUCUCCUCCUAUAAAACCACCCUCUUUUCCUGUUUGGGACUUUCAUUUUUCUGUCUCAUCCUAUGCAUGCUGAGCCUCUUCUUUUGGUAUAGAAACGGUUAUUCUGAUGAAAAGAUUCUAACUUUAGCGGAUUUAGGGGUGAAAGCACUUGCUUGGUUGGCUCUCUAUCUUUUCUUGCAAUUCGGUUUCUUGAAUUCUAGAGAAACUAAGUACCCGCUUUCUCUAAGGCUGUGGUGGGUGCUUUUCCUCUCAUUAUCAUGUUACUGCAUUGCAAUCGACGUUCUUAAUCUCAUAAACCACAAAUCUGUAUCAACUCUGUUUUGGGCCUCUGAUAUUGUUUCGGUGCUAAUGGGGUUACUCUUAUGUUAUAUUGUGUUUUUCUGUAAGAAAACAGAUGAAGACACCGUUCUUCAAGAACCCCUUUUAAAUAAUGGUGCUAGAAAUGGUACAGAAUUUAAUACACCUACAAAUUGGGAUGAAACUGUGACCCCUUACACCAUUGCUGGUAUUUUUAGCCUCUUUACUUUCUCUUGGAUGGCUCCAUUAAUCGCACUAGGGCGCACGAAGGCGUUGGACCUCAAGGAUGUUCCUCAGCUUUCCAAGUUGGAUAGUGUUAGAGGUGCAUUUCCAAUGUUGAACAAUAAGCUGGAGUCCUAUUGUGGGGAAAGUAACCAAGUUACCACAAUCAUGUUAGCUAAAGGAUUGAUAUUUACUGCCUUGAGAGAAAUCUUGCUAUCUGCUUUGUAUGCGUUGGUAUACACAUUUGCUUCUUAUGUUGGACCUUACCUCAUUGAUACCUUGGUUCAAUACUUGAAUGGGCGUAGGCAUUUCAAAAACGAAGGCUAUGCAUUAGUUUUUGCAUUCUCCAUUGCAAAGAUGUUUGAGUGUUUUGCGCAGAGGCAUUGGUUCUUUAACUCCCAAAAGGCUGGAUUUAGAGCAAGGGCAGCAUUGGUUGCUAGAGUCUACAGCAAGGGAUUGACUCUUUCCUGCCACUCCAGGCAAGGACAUACAACAGGGGAGAUAAUAAAUUUCAUGUCAGUUGACGCUGAGCGGAUAGGUGAUUUUGGUUGGUUCAUGCAUGAUCCGUGGAUGGUGGUUUUGCAGGUCGCGCUAGCAUUACUGAUAUUGUAUAGAGAUCUCGGGCUUGCUUCAGUAGUUGCGCUUGUUGCGACUGUGUUAGUGAUGUUGGCAAAUGUUCCCCUAGGGAAGUUGCAGGAGAAGUUUCAAGAUGAGCUAAUGAAAUCUAAGGAUAAAAGGAUGAAGGCGACAUCAGAAGUCUUGAGGAACAUGAGAAUCCUCAAACUUCAGGCUUGGGAAUUGAAGUUUCUGUCUAAAAUCCAGGGUCUUAGAAGUGUUGAGACCAGCUGGUUGGGGAAAUAUCUAUAUACUUUAGCCAUCACAACGUUUGUCUUCUGGGUUGCCCCGACGUUUGUUUCAGUAGUAACUUUUGGGGCUUGUAUGCUGAUGGGAAUCCCACUUGAGUCAGGGAAGAUACUAUCUGCCUUGGCAACUUUUAGGAUUCUUCAAGAGCCAAUUUACAAUCUGCCUGAUACAAUAGCCAUGAUUAUUCAGACCAAAGUGUCCCUGGAUCGAAUUGCAUUGUUCCUUUCUCUUGACGACCUGCCACUAGAUGUAGUAGAGAAGCUUCCUGUAAAUGGUUCUGAUAUUGCUGUUGAGGUAACAAAUGGGAACUUCUCAUGGGAUGUAUCAUCUCCUGCUCCUACAUUGAGUGACAUUAACUUUAGAGUCUCGCAUGGUAUGAGGGUUGCAAUAUGUGGCACAGUAGGCUCUGGGAAGUCGAGCUUGCUUUCUUGUAUUUUAGGGGAAAUGCCGAAGGUAUCUGGGGUUGUUAGGGUCUCGGGUACAAAGGCCUAUGUAGCUCAGUCAGCUUGGAUACAGAGUGGAAAGAUUGAAGAGAAUAUACUGUUUGGUAAAGAAAUGGACAGGCAGUGGUACAAUAGAGUGGUAGAAGCAUGCUCUCUGAAUAAAGAUCUGGAGAUUCUUGCAUUGGGUGAUCAAACUGUGAUUGGUGAGAGGGGGAUCAACUUGAGUGGUGGACAGAAGCAGAGGGUACAGAUUGCUCGUGCUCUCUACCAAGAUGCCAAUAUUUAUUUGUUUGAUGAUCCAUUUAGUGCUGUGGAUGCACACACAGGAACUCAUCUUUUUAAUGAGUGCAUUAUGGGGAUUUUGAAUUCAAAAACUGUUAUUUAUGUUACGCAUCAAGUGGAAUUUCUGCCUGCUGCUGACCUGAUAUUGGUGAUGAAAGAAGGUAAAGUAAAGCAAGCUGGCAAAUACUAUGAUAUUCUGAAAUCGGGGAGUGAUUUCAUGGAGCUUGUUGGUGCGCAUGAGGAGGCGUUAUCAGCUCUUGAUUCCAUCAGUGCAGAGAAAACAGCUUGUGGUGACGAAAGCAGCUCUGGAAAUGCUAAACCUGUUUUCCAGAGACAGGAAUCUCAAAAGCUUGCAGAUGACACAAUAGAUGACGGUGACAAAAUAAAGGGCCAGCUUGUUCAAGAAGAAGAAAGGGAAAAGGGGAAUGUCGGAGCAUCAGUCUACUGGAAAUACUUCACAACAGCAUACGGAGGACUGCUAGCACCAGUUGCUUUGCUAACUCAGGUUAUGUUUCAAAUACUCCAAAUCGGAAGCAAUUAUUGGAUGGCUUGGGCGACCCCUGUGUCCAAGGAUGAGGCACCUAACGUCGGAGGCUCUACCCUUAUCCUCGUCUACGUCGUGUUGUCAGUAGGAAGUGCUCUCUGUGUUCUUGGCAGAUCCUUAUGUGUCGCAACCAUUGGCUACGAGACAGCCAAGAUACUCUUUAGCAAAAUGCAUCUCAGCCUAUUUCGCGCCCCCAUGUCGUUCUUCGACUCCACCCCAAGCGGGCGUAUUCUCAAUAGAGUAUCUACAGACCAAACAACGGUGGAUUUGAUCAUGGCUGGCAUAAUUGGGAAAUUUGCUUUUGGCAUAAUACAGCUUCUAGGAAUUAUUGCAGUCAUGUCACAAGUUGCAUGGCAGGUCUUCAUUCUUUUUAUACCAGUGGUUGCAAUUUGCUUAUGGCUGCAGCAAUAUUACAUAGCUGCAGCGCGAGAACUAUCACGGUUGUGUGGGGUGAGCAAAGCACCAGUUAUACAGCACUUCUCGGAGACACUCUCUGGAUCAGUCACAAUCAGAUGUUUCGAUCAGGAACCAAGAUUUCAAGAUAUGAGCAUGACAUUGAUCGAUGGAUACUCGCGGCCCAAGUUCCAUACAGCAGGUGCAAGGGAAUGGCUAUGCAUUCGUCUCGAUGUCUUGUCUCUCGUGACAUUCGCCUUUUCAUUGACUUUCCUUAUCUCUCUUCCACAGGGAACAAUUGAUCCAAGCGUGGCUGGUUUAGCAGUGACGUAUGGCCUCAGCUUGAACACCGUGCAGGGGUGGGCUGUUUGGUUUCUUUGCGCUAUGGAGAACAGAAUCAUAUCAGUCGAAAGAAUACUUCAGUAUACUUCACUUACAAGUGAACCUCCUCUUGUUAUAGAGUUGAACAGGCCAGAGAGCUGCUGGCCUACCCACGGAGAAGUUAACAUCCAAGACCUUAAGGUUCGUUAUGCUCCUCAAAUGCCCUUCGUGCUAAGAGGCCUAACAUGUACUUUAUUUGGUGGGAAGAGGACUGGUAUAGUAGGAAGGACGGGAAGUGGCAAAUCAACCCUUAUUCAGACUCUCUUUCGAAUUGUAGAACCAACAAUUGGGCAGAUACUGAUUGAUGGUAUUGAUAUCUCAUAUAUCGGCCUGCAUGAUUUACGAUCUAAGUUAAGCAUAAUCCCACAGGAUCCAACUAUGUUUGAGGGAACUGUUCGAACUAACCUGGAUCCUCUUCAAGAGUACACAGAUGAGCAGAUUUGGGAGGUUCUUGGUAAAUGCGAGCUUGCUGAUGAAGUCCGGAAAAAGGAACUCAAGCUUGAUUCUGCAGUGUCUGAAAAUGGAGAGAAUUGGAGCGUUGGGCAGAGGCAGCUGGUGUGCCUGGGGCGCGUGCUUCUGAAGAAGAGCAAGGUUCUGGUGCUGGACGAGGCCACAGCGUCUGUGGACACAGCAACUGAUAAUCUCAUCCAACAAACUCUCAAACAUCAUUUCUCGGAUUCGACAGUCGUAACAAUCGCACACAGGAUAACGUCUGUGCUGGACAGUGAUAUGGUUUUAGUGCUGGAUAACGGAGUAGUUGAGGAAUAUGAUUCUCCACCGAAGCUGUUGGGGAAGGAGUCGUCUUCGUUUGCGAAGCUCGUUGCAGAAUACAGCAUGAGAUCGAUUUCUACGUGACUUUUAAGAAAUAUAUGUUGUGUGAAAACGUGCUUCACGUGAAGCCAACAAGUUUUCACAAGCAAACACUUUGCAGGGGGAUCAUGUGUCUAAUAAUAGUAGUGUGUUUUCUAUUUUCUAGGUAAAUGGUAAUGGAUGGAUUCUAGUAGAGAUGAAGUGCAUAAGAUGAACUCAUUAAACAAUGCGAUGCCAUACAGUAUUAUUGUUUCUCUUCA